AUGCGCGGCGGCCGCUUGCGCACCUGUACACUCGCCCGUGAGUCGGCAGCGUCCACUGAAAAGCGAUCGGCCCCGGUGAUGAAUCUGCAGGGUCCGCAGGGGCCAAGGGUCCGCAGCUACUCACGUGCAACUGCAGGACUACCAGAGGAUGUCUCGGAAUGGCCAGCGGGAGAACUGCGGAAAUACCUGGAGCAGCGAAGCAUCCGACACAAGGAUUGCUUCGAGAAGAUUGAGCUGGUGGAUCGGGUGAAAGAUGCCAUUGCCAGAGGAGUGCCCAAGACUCUCGCAGACACUGCAUCGCCUGAAGCUUCAAAUGCCAAGGCACCGCGGCGUUUUGCGCAGUUCGGAGAGCUGGUGGAGAUUCCAAGUCCUGCGGAAGAUGGUGUCUUCAUUUUUUUGCACGGCUUUGGCGACUCCGCCCGUGGCUUUGUGAGCCAAUUGCCCAACCUGCUGCAGCUUCCAUCGGUGCGCUACGUGCUGCCGACGGCACCUUCACUGGGAGGCAUGCGCUCUUGGUUUACCCAAGCAGCACUGGGAGGGGCAGCUCCAAGUAGCGUGGCAGUGCAGGAGAGCGUGAACUACGUGCAUCACCUGAUUCGACAGCAGCUGGCCCGCGGAGUCCCCGGAAAGAAGAUCUUCGUGGGUGGCUUCUCGCAAGGCGGCUGCAUUGCGGUUCAAGCGGCGUUGAGCUUCCCGGACGCCACACUGGGCGGUGCAGUGGCAGCUUCAACGUUCCUGAGCCUCGGUGGUGGCAGGAGCCCUGUGACCCUCAGCGACGCAAACAGGCGCUUGCCAGUGCUGGGCUGCCACGGUGAAGCAGAUGGCGUUGUGCCUAUGUCGGCGGGCCGGAACCUGGUGGAGACUUUGAGAUCACAAGGUGUCCCUGCGGAGUUCAAGAGCUAUCCCAGCAUGGGCCAUACUUAUUGCCCCGAGGAAGCAAGAGACGUGACAGACUUCCUGUCGCAGCGCUUGAAGCGAGACCCCAGAGAGCUGGCUGCGAUGUCCGCCAAGGAGCUUAAGGCCUUGUUGCUGGAGAAUGGAAUCAGUACACUAGGCUGCUUUGAAAAGGCAGACCUCUUGGAGCGGGCCUCGGCGCUUGUUUGA
This is a messenger RNA of Cladocopium goreaui, 1104 nucleotides long. Lineage: Eukaryota; Dinophyceae; Suessiales; Symbiodiniaceae. The record is from the annotation of a GenBank genome assembly.